GUUUGGACGUAAGAGGUUCCGCAUUAAAUUUACUACAACAGUAGAGAGUAGGAAGGGAAAUUUACCUGAACGUGAAAUAGGAAUCAUGAUACAGUCUGCAGGAGGUCAAGAACCUGAGAGAACUAGUCUGCAGACAAAAUCUAAACGCUGGAGUCUCAGGCUGAGGUAAGGGUAGGCCUAGGCAGGGCUCGACUGUGUCACGCAAGUGAGUCACAAAGAAGUAGAAAUGAAUGCUGUGCAAUUCGUACCAGAGCCAUGCCAAGGGACGACCCAUACAAAGAGUUUAGAAUAAGGUUGGGAAUUAAGAUAUUCGGAAUUGAACUGGAGGAGUGCACUUGCCUGAAGUGUGGGCAGCCUGCGAAUAUCUGCAGCAUCGAGAUCCUAGUACUGUUCUUCUUCGCGGGGGUGUAUCUCUUUAUAGUGAGUGUUAUCUUGAUGACUCUCGCCUUCAGCACAAGAAACGACACAUCUGCUGUGGGACAGCGUCACACAGGCACACAACGCAGCCAAGCACCGGACCUCCAUGACAGCCAAAGCGACGCCCACACACAUCCCAGGCAAUCAACACCCGUUGCUGGCGUUAGUAACUUCGAUCUAGCAUCACGUCUUCGCGAAUUGAACGGAGAUGAAGAUCCGAGCACAAGCUACAUGUCAGGUGAAGUCCUGAGACAUCAGCAUACUUCGUCCAGACCGGUGGCACCCCUCGUUGGAAUGUCUUUCAACACAACCGCAACAGAACGGGUCCGUAGCAGGUCCACUAACUUCGAGGCUAGUCGACUUGACUUCCCCGGUCACAACACGCCAGCCAGCCAUGGCGAAGAUUCAUUCUCAUCUGGGUAUUCAAGGCGGGACAGAUCCUGUCCCAUAGGCAGACAAAUCGCAGGGCCUCACACUCCCAGCAACGCUUCCAGAAGGGUUUCUUCCAAAAUCAUUCAGCACAAUCUGCAACCCGCACAGUACUGGGUCUAGGUUACAGCACGCAACGAUUUCUUGUAAAUAUCCCAGAACUGAAUAAAGUUUCAAUGUAUUGUA
Zootermopsis nevadensis is the source of this 1032-nucleotide messenger RNA. RefSeq lists its product as uncharacterized. The record is from RefSeq and is a predicted model, not a curated record. Lineage: Eukaryota; Metazoa; Arthropoda; Insecta; Blattodea; Termopsidae.